UAAACGUCUAACAAGAGUAGUACCGUGAUACACUGAUAAAUUGCUUUACUUCUCGCUCAAACAAGAAACCCAAGCCUAUAGAUUUUUAUAAGGAAACGGAUAUUACUAUGAUUGCUGCUUAGUGGGUCAGAAAAUCAGAAGAACUUGAUCCUCUACAAAGUUGUUGACAGCCGUUUUAUUGACGGACCUGCUGUAGUCAACAAGCAACCUGCAGUUGCAUGCUGUUCCCUAAAAUAUUAUGGAGAGCGAAGAGGAAAUGACGUUUCUUGAGGUAGAAGCCGMUGUACAAAAAGAAUUCGAAAAGAGUCUGCCAGACGGAUGGAUUCUAAGCGAAUCCAGAAAACAUGGAAGAAUGUAUUACUUCAAUAGAGAGACUGGGGAAAGUCGAUGGGUGCAUCCAUUGAUUCCUGAUGAACAAACACAAGUUCAGGACACUGCUCCAGAGCCUGGUUUUACUGUCAGUGAUUUUAUAAUGCCAACUAGGGACAAGCCUAUGAUUCAUCCAGCAUCUGAUGCAAUAUUAUGUGAAAAUUGUCAGAAGCUUGAAUUGACAUUUUUUGAUCCAAAUUGUCCAGGAUGUCUAGAUCUCUUACUAGAGCCAAAGACAACUAUCCCUCAGCUGUUUGCAAUUAUGAGACAGUGGGUUCCCCAAGUACAACAGAAUAUAGGACUUCUUGUCAAAGAGAUUCUUAGGAGAGGUGCUAAUGUGAAUGACAGAGAUGGACUAACAGACAUGAGCAUGUUGCACUAUGCUUGUAAAGCUGGUGCAGUUGGUGUUGGAGAUGUAACUAGUUCUACUAACGUCGUCAGAGAGCUAAUCACUAAGGGAGUGGAUGUCUCACAGAGGUGUCGAUGGACAGACAUGUUACCACUUCACUAUGCAGCAUUCUUUGAUAUCGCUCCAGUCAUCGAUAUCCUCUUAAAAGCAUCAAAGAGCAAAGAUGUAAAUGCUCGGUGCAAGGAGUUUGAUAAUGGCACAGCUCUGCACAUCGCUUCAAGUAACCUUUGUAUUGAAGCAGUAAAAUCCCUGCUUGAUCAUGGUGCUGAUGUAUCCACUAGAGACAAGCUAAACAGAAUAGCACUUGACUGUGUACCAAAUGUUGCUGCAUAUGAACCAGAUUCUGAACCUGCAGUUGUUGCAGCCUCCCUGACGCAGCUACUAUCAGAAGCUGARCCUCCUACCACAUCACAUGAUAAAGAGAACCUUCACUCUACAUCAUUGUCUUUGGGCAUCAAGAUUGGUGAUCGUGUUUGGGUUGGUGGCACUAAGAGUUUGCCGCAGGGGAGUGGGCCGGGAUAGAGUUGGACGAACCAGUUGGCAAGAACGAUGGAUCUGUUGGUGGAGUGGCGUACUUCCAUUGCCGUCCUAAUCAUGGAAUCUUCGCUCCGUCUUCAAAAAUCGCCAAGGAACCAAGUCAACCUCAAUCAAUAGCUCGACCCAGUAGUCUGCCAACCCCGACCGUGCAACAAACCCCGAACCAGUCUUCCCAGGCAGCCUCAUUACCACACUCCAGGACUUCAGGGCCGAGUUCUCGGGACCAUUCCAGGUCAAGUUCUCCUGCACCUUCUCCUCAUGACGUCAAUGAGGCUGAGAUAGCAGAAAAAUUUGAGCUCAAUGACCGCGUGGUUGUUGCGGGACAGAAAUCAGGGCGUGUACAGUACAUAGGUCAGACACAGUUUGCCUCUGGGUGGUGGCUGGGUGUGGAGCUUGACCAGCCUGUUGGGAAGAAUGACGGUUCUGUAGGCGGUGUGAGRUACUUCACGUGCAAGCCAAGAUAUGGCGUAUUUGCUCCCGUUACAAAAGUUAAAAACCUGACUGCCGAAGACAGUUUUGCUGUACCUACUGCGCCUGCGCCAAAGACACACCAUAAUUCCCAUGGUUCAUUACACGAGACAAGUUCAAAAGGAUCACAGAAUGAUUUAUCAGGCUCGAACUCUGACCUUGCUGGACAUAAACAAAUCAAUUCGCUGAAAAAAACGCCGGCCAACUCGAACUCAAACUCCCGCCGAGGCAGCGCAGACAGCAUAAAAAAGGCCAGUCUUGGAUCAAGAAAGGCUCAGAAUUAUGAGUUCAAGUUAACUGAGGGUAUGAGUAUACUAGUGAACAGUGAACUGGGUGUGGUCAGAUAUAUCGGUACAGUCGACUUUGCUGAUGGUCUAUGGCUGGGCGUAGAAAUGAGGAAACCAGUUGGAAAGAACGAUGGCUCUGUCAACGAAAAGAGAUACUUCACAUGUAAACCAAGCUAUGGACUGAUGGUGCGACCAAGCCGAGCAUCUUGUCGAGGAAUCAACUGUGCAAAGCUUGUCGAAGAUAUAACGUCAUGAAUAGCCCGAGUAAACCAGAUAAGUGGAUCAUGUUAAAGUGUUAGGUAGCCCGAGUAAGUAAUCUUGAGGAGUGAAAUAAGUUGAACAGGUUAGUCCGUUACGUAGCCCGAGUAAGCUAAUAGUCUUGUGCAAAUAUUUGAUAUUAAUUUGCCUCAGCAAAUUAAUUAGUCAAACACGGUUUAUUUAGAUAUGACUUGCCAUAAGUUUGUUAAAAGUAGCCCGAGUAAUUGCAUUGUGGCACGAUCUUAGAAUUUGACAUUAACAGCGCAACAAAGUUGAAUGUCAGACAAAGCAAAAUCCCUGUGAGGACCCCUGUGAGCAAUUAAAUGUAAAUACAACUG
Messenger RNA from Actinia tenebrosa (Australian red waratah sea anemone), 2666 nucleotides. RefSeq names its product CAP-Gly domain-containing linker protein 3. Gene Ontology annotation, molecular function: protein binding. The record is from RefSeq and is a predicted model, not a curated record. Lineage: Eukaryota; Metazoa; Cnidaria; Anthozoa; Actiniaria; Actiniidae.